CAGGUUUGCGCAUUAGUAGCGAUGUUGUUACUUUAUUUUUUUAUCGUUCUGUUUGUAAAUAAUUCUUACGCAGCUAAACCGAAAAAUGUGAUUAUUAUUGUGGCAGACGAUCUAGGCUUCAAUGACGUCAGUUAUCGAGGAAGUACGGAAAUACCUACAUAUAAUAUUGAUGCUUUAGCUUACAAUGGAAUUAUUUUGAACAAUUAUAGAACACCACCAUUAUGUACGCCAAGUAGAAGUUCACUUAUGACUGGCAAGUACCCUCAUCAUUUAGGAAUGCAACAUUUUGUUAUCCCAAGCGAUGAACCUUGGGGGCUUUCACCUUCAGAGAAGAUCAUGCCUCAAUAUUUUAAAGAUGCCGGUUAUGUGACGAGAAUGGUUGGGAAAUGGCACUUAGGAUUCUUUGAAGAACAAUACACCCCGAACAAUCGUGGAUAUGAUUCAUUCUUUGGAUACUUGGGACCUUAUAUCGACUACUGGGACUAUACACUUAAUAUGUUUGAUAGAAACUUUUCUCGAGGCUAUGAUAUGAGAGAAAAUCAAACUAUAAACAGGAACAUCCCACCAAAUAAGUACGCAACAGAAUUGUUUACAGAAGAAGCAGUAAAAGUGAUAACAACUCAUGAUAAAAAGAAACCGCUAUUUUUAGUCGUAAAUCAUUUGGCACCUCACGCUGGAAACGAAGAUGUUCCCAUGCAAGCGAAACAGGAAGACAUCGACAAGUUCAGCUAUAUUGAAGAUAUUAAACGAAGGACACUUGCAGCCAUGAUAUAUCAACUAGAUAAGAGUGUUGGAGAGAUUGUUAAAGCCUUGAAAGAUAACAAUCAUCUAGAUGAUUCUAUUCUAAUAUUUUAUUCUGAUAAUGGAGGACCCACAACUGGAAUUCAUUCUACAGCUGCCUCAAAUUAUCCAUUAAGAGGACAAAAGCAGUCUGGAUGGGAAGGUGCAAUCAGAACAAAUGCAAUCGUUUAUGCUCCAUCAUUACCAAAAGCUGUUGUUAGGAAUAACUUGUUCUAUAUUGCAGACUGGCUGCCAACCUUAAAAACAAUCGCUGGAGCCAACUUUAAGAUUAAUACUAAGAUUGAUGGAAUCGACCAAACCAAAAUGUUGUAUAAUAAUCGAGAAUUAAGGAAUGAAUUGGUGACUAUUGACGAUGUUUUUGGUUUUGGAUCAUACAUUUUUAAUGGAUUGAAAUUAGUUAAUGGAUCAAGCUCAAAUGGUCAAUUUGAUAGCUGGCUAGGGUCCAAUAAUAAUACGAACGCUGUGGAUGAUAAGGCUUACAUGGAGAAUCUUUUAUUGUCUCCUGUUGCCAAAUCUAUUAAACCACCUAUAACGUUAAGGAAUAUCGAUAGAAUGAGAAGUUCUGCCAAAAUAUGCUGUACAAAAGAGAAAAAUAAACAGUCUUGUGACUUGCUUAAAGGUCCUUGCCUUUAUAACUUGAAUGAUGAUCCAUGUGAAGAGAAUAAUAUCGCAAAUAGGAACAAAAUUCUGUUCAGUUUCAUGCUGUUGAAAUACAAAAAUAGUCUUGCCGAUUUAGUUCCAACUAGACGAAAGCAAUCUGAUCCAAAAUGUGAUCCAGUUCACUUCAAUUAUACUUGGAAUGCAUGGCAGCAAAAUUCUUAGUGGUUUCAAAAAAAAUGUUGCGUUUUAUUUAAUUAAAUAUGAGCAGUAAAUUUACUAUGUAAAUAAAGGAUUACAAUUCAGUAUGAAUGUUUUGUUGAAUGAAUUCUGUUGGAUGAAUAAAGAUUCCUUCAACUGAUUGCCAUUCACUUCCAGUUCCUCCCGAAUUAAGUCCAACAAUUUCCAUCUGACCAGAAAUUGGACGUCCAAAGGAUCUUCCUGAUGCACCUAAGAAUUUUCUUGUAUCAACAUGUCUUAAUUGAACUUUCAAGUCACGUAGCCAUUCUUCUCCGUAGCAUAUAACUUCCCAGUGAUCGCCAGUAUCUCCUUCACCAGUUUCAUCACCAUAAGCUGACACUUCUUGAUUUCCAGAUAAUGGUGAAUUGAAGAAAUGGGAAUGUAAGUUCUUUUUUGUUUCAAGAUGCUGCAGUCUUAUCGUAUCUCCACAUUUAACGACUGUACCACGAUCACAGACGAUGUUUGUUUUGCCUUUAAUCACCCAAUGUGAGUUAACGUCAUCGGAAUUUUCAACACCGGUUACACUCUG
Messenger RNA from Chironomus riparius, 2167 nucleotides. Lineage: Eukaryota; Metazoa; Arthropoda; Insecta; Diptera; Chironomidae. The record is from the annotation of a GenBank genome assembly.